This is a messenger RNA of Girardinichthys multiradiatus, 7958 nucleotides long. RefSeq lists its product as uncharacterized. The transcript has 3 exons. Bases 2134 to 6561 code for a protein of 1475 amino acids. The record is from RefSeq and is a predicted model, not a curated record. Lineage: Eukaryota; Metazoa; Chordata; Actinopteri; Cyprinodontiformes; Goodeidae.
GGAGUAAGUAAGUAAGGUCUUUCUAACAUGUUUGAUUUGAGACAACGUAGGGAGUCUCACUUUCAUCUUGUGUUUAAAGAGCAGAUUAUAAACUACACAACAUUUCUUAAAUUGUGUUAAUAGGCCAAGGAAAAAUCUGAGUUAUGCAAAAAUCAACUUUUUUUUCUGAACAAAUGAGAAAUGUUGAAAACUGGGUAUUCUGAGAAUGUGAAGCGGGAACGGAGUGGCGGCGGGAAUUGAGAAGCGGGAAAAACAGUGAGAUGGCGACAUGGACGGAAAGUUUUGAUAUUGGAGCGAUCUGUGACAUUCAAUUUAUAAUUUAUGUGCAUUAAUUUAGUGGUUUUUGUUUUGUAUAUAAAGGAUGAUGCGCAGAAUGAAUGUGCAGCAGGCACUGGUGCUCUGUUUUGAACUGGUUUCCCUGAGUCAGCUGUUUUUUUACUGGGAAAGGUCAAAUCUAAACCAGUCAAAAACUACCAUAUAUACCUUUGACCUCAGAGGGUUAAAGCCUGUGAGCUAAAUGCUGCUCUGCUGUCUUGUUGAUUUAUCAGGAUUAUAUUGAAGUCAGUUUUAUUCUUUUGUGUGGGUAUUGUUGGAUAAUAUAUAAAAUGAGACACUAGAUGUAGAGUAAAUGUGUACUUCUCUAUGUUUCUCAGUCUAUUAUUCUGUCAUUUAAAUUAGUCUAUAGUCUUAUUAUUUUUAUUUUGUAAAACAGAAGCUUUACUUAUUCAGUAUAAAUAACAUGUAAUUGUGCUUAUCUGAGUCACAAUACGUUAAUAUUUGUGAGAUUUUUCUGUUUAGCUUAAAUGAAAUUUAAACAUUCAAAGUAAUAUACCUGUUUGAAACAUAGAUAUCAAACAUGAUGUAGGAGAAUGUUCAAUACAUUUAAGUACAUUUUAACAUUUCAAAUGCAUUUACUGUUUAACAGUUAAUAAAGCUACAGAAUAUGUUCACUUAUGUGCAGGAUGCAAAAAAUCAACUUAUUAGUGACUCAGAUGAUGUUAGCUAACCUUUACUAAACCUAGUUUAGAGACCAUUGUUUACUUGAGAAUCAACCACACAUAGUACAUUACAUUUUUACCUGUGUUUACUUACCUGUUAUACCACAAUUAUCUGGAGGUAUAUUGUUUAUUUUAAUGCAGCUUUUUAUAUGGAAAUUCCCCUAAAUUUGAACCUAAUGUCUCUACUCAUAUCUGCUGCCAGGCUGAAUCACCAUCCCAACAGAGUGAAAGUGUCAGGGAGGAGAGCAGCCUAUACACACUUGAUGAGCAGCAGCACCCUAUUCAGCACACGCCGCCCUGUAAAAACCCACCUAUGCCAAGAGCUGGCUCUAACCUGACUAAAUCUUAUGCCAUUUCCAUGUACACAGUCAGAAUUAUGCAACAGAAGGUAAAAUACUCAUUUUUUGAAAGGCUAGCAAGAGCCGUUACUUUGACCAGUUUUAAUGUUAUCACAUAGUGCUGACAAACUGCUUUGAUCCCCUGUGACAUCAUAGGCUGUGACAUGUUCCUUAGAAUGGAAUUGUCUGCUCCUUCUUGCUUACCUUCCAUUUAACUUCAACUGUUGAUCAGUCAAGAACACACAGAUAAAUCUUUGAGAAAUCGCUGAAAUGCAUUACUUUUUAUUUGAAACUUUAAAAAAUAUGGGAAUUUGUGAUCUUGAUGAUCCAGCAGGUUGCUUCUGCUGUAGAAGAGGUUGGUUUUGUUUAAUCCACCGGAAACCACAGGACCUCGAGGCUCCAGAAACACAUUUGAAGGACUCAGAAGGUUGCACCGAAACGCCUCUUUGACUUCAGCAGAUCCUGUAAUCUUUGAAACACUACAAAGAAAUCCUUCUAUUAUCCACAACCUGAAUUUGUAUACUGACAACCUGAAGCAAAGACCCUCUAACAACAGUCAUCAAGACUUGACUGAGAAAAGACAAACGUCACAGGUUUCUGACCCAAACUGUGUUUCUGCUAAGAUCCAGACAAAAGUAGAGACAACUGAUAAGAAGGUUCAAAUCUUCAAGCCUAAAAAUGAUUGCUCAAACAGAACCCUGCCAGAAACAGAAUCAACUAAGGCAUGGACCCAACAGGUUUCCAGUACUGGCUAUGUGUCUAAUGUGGUUCAAAAGCCAGAUGAGACCACUGACAAUAUGACUCAAGCAUCUGGGACAAUAUCUAAAUAUAAUCCUUUUUCUAAAGCCCAGACUGCUUCAGAACAACAGAAUCUUAAAGACUUUGAUAAACCUCUGAAUCAGACCACCAAUGGAUCCACAAACACAUUUGAUGGAUGCACAAAGUUGCACCGAAACGCCUCUUUGACUUCAGCAGAUCCUGUAAUCUUUGUAAUACUACAAGGAAAUCCUUCUAUCAUCCACAACCUGAAUUUAUAUACCGAUAACCUGAAGCAAAGACCCUCUAACAGCAGUCAUCAAGACUUGACUGAGAAAAGACAAACGUCACAGAUUUCUGACCCAAACUGUGUUUCUGCUAAGAUCCAGACAAAAGUAGAGACAACUGAUAAGAAGGUUCAAAUCUUCAAUUCUAAAAACAAUUGCUCAAACAGAACCCUGCCAGAAACAGAAUCAACUAAGGCAUGGACCCAACAGGUUUCCAGUAUUGGCUAUGUGUCUAAUGUGGUUCAAAAGCCAGAUGAGACCACUGGCAAUAUGACUCAAGCAUCUGGGACAAAAUCUAAAUAUAAUCCUUUUUCUAAAGCCCAAAGUGCUUCAGAACAACAGAAUCUUAAAGACUUUGAUUCACCUCUGAAUCAGACCACCAAUGGAUCCACAAAAACAUUUGAUGGAUGCACAAAGUUGCACCGAAACGCCUCUUUGACUUCAGCAGAUCCUGUAAUCUUUGUAAUACUACAAGGAAAUCCUUCUAUCAUCCACAACCUGAAUUUAUAUACCGAUAACCUGAAGCAAAGACCCUCUAACAGCAGUCAUCAAGACUUGACUGAGAAAAGACAAACGUCACAGAUUUCUAACCCAAACUGUGUUUCUGCUAAGAUCCAGACAAAAGUAGAGACAACUGAUAAGAAGGUUCAAAUCUUCAAUUCUAAAAACAAUUGCUCAAACAGAACCCUGCCAGAAACAGAAUCAACUAAGGCAUGGACCCAACAGGUUUCCAGUAUUGGCUAUGUGUCUAAUGUGGUUCAAAAGCCAGAUGAGACCACUGGCAAUAUGACUCAAGCAUCUGGGACAAAAUCUAAAUAUAAUCCUUUUUCUAAAGCCCAAAGUGCUUCAGAACAACAGAAUCUUAAAGACUUUGAUUCACCUCUGAAUCAGACCACCAAUGGAUCCACAAAAACAUUUGAUGGAUGCACAAAGUUGCACCGAAACGCCUCUUUGACUUCAGCAGAUCCUGUAAUCUUUGAAAUACUACAAGGAAAUCCUUCUAUUAUCCACAACCUGAAUUUAUAUACCAAUAACCUGAAGCAAAGACCCUCUAACAGCAGUCAUCAAGACUUGACUGAGAAAAGACAAACGUCACAGAUUUCUGACCCAAACUGUGUUUCUGCUAAGAUCCAGACAAAAGUAGAGACAACUGAUAAGAAGGUUCAAAUCUUCAAUUCUAAAAACAAUUGCUCAAACAGAACCCUGCCAGAAACAGAAUCAACUAAGGCAAGGACCCAACAGGUUUCCAGUACUGGCUAUGUGUCUAAUAUGGUUCAAAAGCCAGAUGAGACCACUAACAAUAUGACUCAAGCAUCUGGGACAAAAUCUAAAUAUAAUCCUUUUUCUAAAGCCCAGACUGCUUCAGAACAACAGAAUCUUAAAGACUUUGAUAAACCUCUGAAUCAGACCACCAAUGGAUCCACAAACACAUUUGAUGGAUGCACAAAGUUGCACCGAAACGCCUCUUUGACUUCAGCAGAUCCUGUAAUCUUUGUAAUACUACAAGGAAAUCCUUCUAUUAUCCACAACCUGAAUUUAUAUACCAAUAACCUGAAGCAAAGACCCUCUAACAGCAGUCAUCAAGACUUGACUGAGAAAAGACAAACGUCACAGAUUUCUGACCCAAACUGUGUUUCUGCUAAGAUCCAGACAAAAGUAGAGACAACUGAUAAGAAGGUUCAAAUCUUCAAUUCUAAAAACAAUUGCUCAAACCAAACCCUGCCAGAAACAGAAUCAACUAAGGCAUGGACCCAACAGGUUUCCAGUACUGGCUAUGUGUCUAAUGUGGUUCAAAAGCCAGAUGAGACCACUGACAAUAUGACUCAAGCAUCUGAGACAAAAUCUAAAUAUAAUCCUUUUUCUAAAGCCCAAAGUGCUUCAGAACAACAGAAUCUUAAAGACUUUGAUACACCUCUGAAUCAGAUCAGCAAUGGAUCCAGAAACACGUUUGAUGGAUGCACAAAGUUGCACCGAAACGCCUCUUUGACUUCAGCAGAUCCUGUAAUCUUUGUAAUACUACAAGGAAAUCCUUCUAUCAUCCACAACCUGAAUUUAUAUACCGAUAACCUGAAGCAAAGACCCUCUAACAGCAGUCAUCAAGACUUGACUGAGAAAAGACAAACGUCACAGAUUUCUAACCCAAACUGUGUUUCUGCUAAGAUCCAGACAAAAGUAGAGACAACUGAUAAGAAGGUUCAAAUCUUCAAUUCUAAAAACAAUUGCUCAAACAGAACCAUGCCAGAAACAGAAUCAACUAAGGCCAGGACCCAACAGGUUUCCAGUACUGGCUAUGUGUCUAAUGUGGUUCAAAAGCCAGAUGAGACCAUUGACAAUAUGACUCAAGCAUCUGGGACAAAAUCUAAAUAUAAUCCUUUUUCUAAAGCCCAAACUGCUUCAGAACAACAGAAUCUUAAAGACUUUGAUACACCUCUGAAUCAGAUCAGCAAUGGAUCCAGAAACACAUUUGAUGGAUGCACAAAGUUACACCGAAACGCCUCUUUGACUUCAGCAGAUCCUGUAAUCUUUGAAAUACUACAAGGAAAUCCUUCUAUUAUCUACAACCUGAAUUUAUAUACCGAUAACCUGAAGCAAAGACCCUCUAACAGCAUUCAUCAAGACUUGACUGAGAAAAGACAAACGUCACAGAUUUCUGACCCAAACUGUGUUUCUGCUAAGAUCCAGACAAAAAUAGAGACAACUGAUAAGAAGGUUCAAAUCUUCAAUUCUAAAAACAAUUGCUCAAACAGAACCCUGCCAGAAACACAAUCAACUAAGGCAAGGACCCAACAGGUUUCCAGUACUGGCUAUGUGUCUAAUGUGGUUCAAAAGCCAGAUGAGACCACUGACAAUAGGACUCAAGCAUCUGGGCCAAAAUCUAAAUAUAAUCCUUUUUCUAAAGCCCAAAGUGCUUCAGGACAACAGAAUCUUAAAGUCUUUGAUACACCUCUGAAUCAGAUCAGCAAUGGAUCCAGAAACACGUUUGAUGGAUGCACAAAGUUGCACCGACACGCCUCCUUGACUUCAGCAGAUCCUGUAAUCUUUGUAAUACUACAAGGAAAUCCUUCUAUCAUCCAGAACCUGAAUUUAUAUACCGACAACCUGAAGCAAAGACCCUCUAACAGCAGUCAUCAAGACUUGACUGAGAAAAGACAAACGUCAAAGAUUUCUGACCCAAACUGUGUUUCUGCUAAGAUCCAGACAAAAAUAGAGACAACUGAUAAGAAGGUUCAAAUCUUCAAGCCUAAAAACAAUUGCUCAAACAGAACCCUGCCAGAAACAGAAUCAACUAAGGCAAGGACCCAACAGGUUUCCAGUACUGGCUAUGUGUCUAAUGUGGUUCAAAAGCCAGAUGAGACCACUGACAAUAUGACUCAAGCAUCUGGGCCAAAAUCUAAAUGUAAUUCUUUUUCUAAAGCCCAAACUGCUUCAGAACAACAGAAUCUUAAAGACUUUGAUACACCUCUGAAUCAGACCACCAAUGGAUCCAGAAACACAUUUGAUGGAUGCACAAAGUUGCACCGAAACGCCUCUUUGACUUCAGCAGAUCCUGUAAUCUUUGUAAUACUACAAGGAAAUCCUUCUAUCAUCCAGAACCUGAAUUUAUAUACCGACAACCUGAAGCAAAGACCCUCUAACAGCAGUCAUCCAGACUUGACUGAGGCAACAAGAGAGACAUUUGAAUCAACUAAUGCAGAGACAUCACACUUUCCUGGAGUGGCUUUAGUUUCAUCCUCAAUUCAAACAGAAGAUCCAACUAGUGGUGUCUCUCCUCUAAGCAGACAAAACGUCUACAUGUCUCAGUUGUCUGCGGAACAUCUGGACCCUUCUGCAUCUAGGAGAAGACAUGAAUUAAGAGUAAUUCUUGAAAACCCCAAAAUAAAUUUUCAAAAAGCAUCUCCAUCAAGACAAGGAUUGAAUCAAAGGAGAAAUAACAAAAUACACAGGACUGAAGAUACAGAGGACAAUAACCCUUCUAUGGGGGCUGUAGAAAGCUCUUCCAUCUCCAGUGCAGCUCAGCAGCCUGCUUGGAUCAAGACCUGCACUUUAGCUUCUUUCAAUAUGAUUCAAAGAGUAACUGGGGUUUGUGUGCACAUAGCUGGAAGAGUUUUCCAAAGGCUUUCUGUAUUUUUGAUGUCUUUAUCAGAUAGAGUUCUGACACUGGUUCCUGAAAUUUUUAUUUGAAUCUUUCUAGCAAUUCCAUUACUUAUAGUUGAGCUCUCAAAAUAAGGCCAGGCCAUAUUUAAAAGAAUUUAAAGGCAUUGGCAAUAGGUAGAGACUGGUACACCUAACAAUCAAAGAAUAACCUUUUAAUAACUAUUUCAGUAAAUAUGAUAUUAAUGGUUAUUUGGUGAUCUGUUAAUAUUUUGUUUUAUUGCCACAGAAGAUGCUGGGAUAUGCUUAUAGUCUUACAUUUUAUAACAGAAAUUAUCACCUGGGUUUUGUUUAAACUCUAACUUUUAGUAUGACAUAGAUAACCUGGGUAAAUACCAAAAAAAUAUAUAUAUUUAAAAGGAAACCUUAUCUAAACCAAACAGGGAUGAUGUAAAACAUGUAAAAACAUUUAAAUGAAGAAAAAAGAAAUAUUUUCAUAUGUGGGUUCUCUCCUGGUGCUCAGGCUUGCCCCACAGUUCAAAAACAUGACUAUUAGGUUCAUUGGUCUCUCUAAAUUGUACUGUUUUAUUCUUAUUCGAACUUAAAUUUUUGUGUUAUUCCCAAUUGAUAUUAAUGUCAUGUUAAACUUAAAAGAAUGUCUUCAGUUAAAAUACUUUAUGUAGUCCAUUUGAUUUUUUUUCUUAUUCAAGACCAAUUUGUCUUUUGAAAUGUAUGUUCUGUGAAACAAUUAAAAUAUUUAUAAUAAAACAAUACAAACCACUGAAGAAAUACAGUUGAACAAAAAUCUAUUAAUAAUCUCUUUCUCCAUUCAAAAUUCCAUUUUCCUUUUAAUAAUAAAUGAAAUUGUGCUUUGUAAUCACCAAACUGCUAAGUAAUAUCAGCAGAGUCCUACAAGGCAAAACUUUCAUUCAAGUCCAACAUCCUACUGCUCAUUUAUAAAAAUGAAAUUAACACAAAUCACCAACAGUAGGUUCUGAAAGUUCAAUCUGAUAAAAUACCUCUACAUUGUUCCCUGUAUAAGUAACCUCUGCAGCAAACGACUGUUUUCUGCUCCACCAUCUAUAAUCUUCUCACUCUCUAGCAUCUUCAGUACUGGCUUUCCGAGGUGGAGUACAAGAAAGAGUACAAACAUAAUGUACUCAAGUAAAAGUACAGUUACUUUGAUAAAAUUUUACUUAAAUUAUAGUAAAGUUACCAGUGUCAAAUAAAGGUAAAAAGUACCUCAAAACCUUUUUCUUUGGUAAAAGUCAGUUACAUUUUUAUGAGCAGAAGAAAGUCCUUCUUGUGCAUUUCAUAAAGCAAAAUAGGAGAUAAUAGUCUAAAACAGUUUCUAAUUAAAGGGGGACCUUUAUUAACUAGAAAAAUUGCAUUUCCUGCGAAAAUGCAGUGUGAAUGCUGUAAGCUAAAUAUUUUAGCUGAAAGCUGGCAGAAACAAGCUGAAAUUGACUGCAGAAAAUCUGCUGAAA